Messenger RNA from Penicillium egyptiacum, 1632 nucleotides. NCBI's taxonomy places the organism in Eukaryota, Fungi, Ascomycota, Eurotiomycetes, Eurotiales, Aspergillaceae. The record is from the annotation of a GenBank genome assembly.
AUGAUACCGUUGGAGCUACUGCGAGUCCGGUCUUUUUUUCCGGACGCACGGCUUUCCCUUUCUUUUCGUUCCCAUUGUGAUUUUUACCCAGCUGUUGACAAGACAUUGAUCGCUGACGAUAGCGCCCGUCUCGCCGGCAUCAAUGUCGGCGCUCCGGCGCACUUUGCUCCCAGUGCUGAUUUCGGCCUCAUCGGUCUGGCCGUUAUGGGCCAGAACCUGAUCCUGAACGUCGCUGAUCACGGCUUCACCGUUUGCGCCUACAACCGUACAACCGCCAAGGUUGACCGUUUCUUGGAGAACGAGGCCAAGGGCAAGUCCAUCGUUGGUGCUCACUCCAUCCAGGAGUUCUGCGCCAAGCUCAAGCGCCCCCGUCGUAUCAUGCUCCUCGUCAUGGCCGGAAAGCCCGUCGAUGACUUCAUCGAGUCCCUUCUGCCUUUCCUCGAGAAGGGUGAUAUCAUCAUUGACGGUGGUAACUCCCACUUCCCCGACAGCAACCGUCGCACUCAGUACCUCACUGGCAAGGGCAUCAGCUUCGUCGGCAGCGGUGUCUCCGGUGGUGAGGAGGGUGCCCGUUACGGACCCUCUCUCAUGCCCGGUGGUAACGAGGAGGCCUGGCCCCACAUUAAGGACAUCUUCCAGAGCAUCUCCGCCAAGAGCGACGGUGAGGCCUGCUGCGAUUGGGUCGGUGACGAGGGUGCCGGUCACUACGUCAAGAUGGUCCACAACGGUAUUGAGUACGGUGACAUGCAGCUGAUCUGCGAGGCCUACGAUAUCCUGAAGCGCGGUCUCGGUCUCUCCUCCAAGGAGAUCGGUGAUGUUUUCGCCAAGUGGAACACCGGUGUUCUUGACUCCUUCCUGAUCGAAAUUACCCGUGAUAUCCUUUACUACAACGACAACGAUGGCACUCCCCUCGUUGACAAGAUCCUCGACAAGGCUGGUCAGAAGGGUACCGGCAAGUGGACCGCCAUCAACGCUCUGGACCUCGGCAUGCCCGUCACCCUGAUCGGCGAGGCUGUCUUCUCCCGCUGCCUCAGUGCUCUCAAGGACGAGCGUGGCCGUGCCAGCGACAUCCUUAGCGGUCCUACUCCCAAGUUCGAGGGCGACAAGCAGGCUUUCGUCGACGACCUUGAGCAGGCCCUGUACGCUUCCAAGAUUAUCUCUUACGCCCAGGGCUUCAUGCUCAUCCAGAACGCCGCCAAGGAGUACAAGUGGAAGCUGAACAAGCCUUCCAUUGCCCUCAUGUGGCGCGGUGGUUGCAUCAUCCGCUCCGUCUUCCUUAAGGAUAUUACCAACGCCUACCGCAACAACCCCGAUCUCGAGAACCUGUUGUUCGACGACUUCUUCAAGAAGGCUAUUAACAACGCCCAGAACGGCUGGCGUAACGUGAUCAGCAAGACUGCUCUGUGGGGUAUCCCCGCCCCGGCCUUCUCCACUGCUCUCAGCUUCUACGACGGCUACCGCUCCAAGAACCUGCCCGCCAACCUGCUCCAGGCCCAGCGUGACUACUUCGGUGCCCACACUUUCCGCAUCAAGCCCGAGAACGCCAACGAGAACUUCCCCGAGGGUAAGGAUAUCCACGUUAACUGGACUGGCCGUGGUGGUGACGUGUCGGCCUCGACUUACAUCGCAUAA